AGGAGAUAAGGAAAGAAACAAAAAGGGGGUCAGUGAUUGGGUAACUCAGCUUCCGCCUGGGAUCUUAUCUGUGAUUGCGACUUAGGCUGGCCUUAGUUUGCUGCGGACACUGAGCGGGUAAUGGCUGUGCUUCUGAUUCUCUUGUUUCUGGUGCUGGGCUUCGCCGGCUACGUAGCCUACGUGAUCCGCCAAAAGGGCAUCGAUCCCAAGGACAUUCGCCUCCACAGCCUGCAGGACGCCAAGAAGCUGCUGCAACCUCCUCUCGGUGGCCAGGGGCCGCACAAAUACCUAGAGAAGAGGGCUUGA
Messenger RNA from Drosophila kikkawai, 306 nucleotides. RefSeq lists its product as uncharacterized. The record is from RefSeq and is a predicted model, not a curated record. Lineage: Eukaryota; Metazoa; Arthropoda; Insecta; Diptera; Drosophilidae.